Messenger RNA from Anarrhichthys ocellatus (wolf-eel), 553 nucleotides. RefSeq names its product C-C motif chemokine 4-like. NCBI's taxonomy places the organism in Eukaryota, Metazoa, Chordata, Actinopteri, Perciformes, Anarhichadidae. Gene Ontology annotation, biological process: immune response. Gene Ontology annotation, cellular component: extracellular region. Bases 84 to 470 code for a protein of 128 amino acids. The transcript is spliced from 3 exons. The record is from RefSeq and is a predicted model, not a curated record. Gene Ontology annotation, molecular function: chemokine activity.
GUGUCUCUUCGCAGUGGAAGUUCUGAGGAGGUGUCGGAGAAUUCUUGCCCUGAAAGGCUGACGUCAUACAUUUUGGUUCCACAAUGGACAGGAUUUAUAUCGGACGCAAUGCCAAGAGUCAAUCACAGCAAAGGGAGAAGAAGAACAUCAUCAUCAUCAUCUCUGACAGCAUCAUGAAGACUCUCUGCUUCACUCUGGGGCUGCUGCUGCUCACCGCCUGCUGCUGCAACGCCAUGCCUAAAGCUCUGCAGUUCAACACAGCGCCUGGAAACUGCUGUUUCAAUGUCUGCACGCGCAGUUUACCAUUGAAGCGGGUCUCCAGCAUAGCCAAGACCCACAGCUCCUGUCUGAAGCAGGCAUUCAUAGUCCAGACUAUCAAAGGAAGACAGAUCUGCUACAGUGGAACUUUCCAGUGGGCUCUGGAUGUCUACAAUCAGCUGCACAUUGACAACAGCAUUCAGCAGCACUGAAGAUGUAUUAUCAUAUAAUACUGUGAUCAAUUAAUGCCUGGUUUUGCAGGCCUAUAAAUACAUAAUUUUGUAUUUUAAUAAAU